This is a messenger RNA of Phragmites australis (common reed), 675 nucleotides long. Its product is annotated as secreted RxLR effector protein 161-like. Gene Ontology annotation, molecular function: nucleic acid binding. Lineage: Eukaryota; Viridiplantae; Streptophyta; Magnoliopsida; Poales; Poaceae. The record is from RefSeq and is a predicted model, not a curated record. The transcript has a single exon. The annotation marks the transcript as partial.
AUGAGUGCGAUCCCGUAUGCUUCAGCUAUUGGGUCCAUCAUGUAUGCUAUGUUUUGUACACGCCCAGAUGUCUCCUAUGCUCUAAGUGUUACGAGCAGAUAUCAAUCGAACCCAGGUGAAUGUCACUGGGCUAUAGUAAAGAGUAUCCUCAAGUACAUGAGAAGAACUAAGGAUAUGUUCCUAGUCUAUGGAGGUGAGGAGGAGCUCGUUGUAAAUGGUUACACCGAUGCUAGCUUCCAAACCGACAAGGACGACUCGAGAUCGCAGUCUGGUUUUGUGUUUUGCCUUAAUGGAGGUGCGGUGAGUUGGAAGAGUUCCAAGCAAGAAACGGUUGCUGAUUCCACGACGGAGGCCGAGUAUAUCGCAGCUUCAGAAGCUGCAAAAGAGGCUGUUUGGAUCAGAAAAUUUGUUUCUGAGUUGGGUGUGGUCCCUAGUGCGUCCAGUCCAAUGGACCUCUAUUGUGACAAUAGUGGUGCCAUUGCACAAGCCAAGGAGCCUAGGUCGCACCAGAAGUCCAAGCACAUACUUCGGCGCUAUCACCUCAUUCGAGAGAUUAUUGAUAGAGGUGAUGUAAAGAUAUGCAAGGUGCACACGGAUUCGAAUAUUGCUGAUCCGUUGACGAAGCCUCUCCCACAGCCCAAGCAUGAGGCACACUUGAGCUCUAUGGGUAUUAGA